This is a messenger RNA of Equus quagga, 1422 nucleotides long. RefSeq names its product transmembrane protein 176B (gene TMEM176B). Gene Ontology annotation, biological process: negative regulation of dendritic cell differentiation. The record is from RefSeq and is a predicted model, not a curated record. The coding region runs from base 209 to 1186 and encodes 325 amino acids. The transcript has 9 exons. NCBI's taxonomy places the organism in Eukaryota, Metazoa, Chordata, Mammalia, Perissodactyla, Equidae. Gene Ontology annotation, cellular component: membrane.
CACCUCCUUAGGUCGGAGUCUUCUCCAGCAGUACAGGCAAAGAGGGGCCAGAGAUGCCAGAAGCAGCAGGACCCAGACACCCAACAGCAUGGCCCGGAUGCUUAUGAACAGGGCCUGGGGACAGAGGAGUAAAGCUUCUGUUUUGUUCAAUGCCACAUCUGUGGUGACAGCAGUCAAGUUUGGGGCAGAAUAGGUGACACUCUUUUUGAUGGACAGCCUUUCUCUUGUCCACUGUCUGGAAUCUCCCUGCCCACCGCCUGCUGCCGCCACCCUGCACACCCACCUUCAGCAUGUUCAGCAGGUCCUCAGCUCUAGGUCGGCUCCUCCCAGGCCUGCUCUGCUUUGUGGCUGCCAGAAGACAGCAGCAGGCACGAUGACCCAAAACAUGGUGACUCUGAAUGGAGUCGAUGUGGCCUCCACGCUGCCGCAGCCCACCCACAUCAACAUCCACAUCCACCAGGAAUCGGCUUUGGCACAACUGCUAAAAGCUGGAGGUUCCCUGAAGGAGCUCUUUUCUCGCCCUUGGGACAGUGGCCCUUCCAAGGCCAGGAAAAGCUAUGGGCAGCUGGCACUAGGGGUGACCCAGAUAUUGCUGGGGGCUGUAAGCUGUGCGCUUGGAGCGUUUCUCUACUUUGGACCCUGGACCGAGCUGCGUGCCUCAGGCUGCGCCUUAUGGGCAGGGUCUGUGGCUAUUACAGCAGGAGCUGGGACCAUUGUCCAUGAGAAGCACCGGGGCAAGCUUUCAGGCUGGGUGUCAGGUCUGCUCACCCUGGCUGGCGUUGCCACGGCUGUGGCUGCUGUUGUCUUCUGUGUGAAUAGCUUAACCUGGCAAAGUGAUGGCUUCGUCUACAUCGACACUGUGUGUGAUCCCCCAGCCCCUACCUUCACAACCACUGGGUAUAGAUGGAUGCAAAGAAGCUACGGCUCAAGCUGGAGAGAGGACUAUUGCAAAGUCUACAUGCAAAUGCUGAUGAACUUGUUCCUAGGAAUUCGUGCUCUGCUCCUGGCUGUCUGUGUCCUGCAGGUCAUUGUAUCCUUGGCUUCCCUGGGUGUGGGUCUUCAAAGCUUAUGUGGCCAGAGCUCCCGGCCCCUGGAUGAGGAAGGGUCAGAAAAGAAGCUCCUGGGGGAGAAUUCAGUGCCUCCUUCCCCGUCUAAGGAGAAGACCACGGCUGCCAUCAUCCUGUGAGCUGCCAAAGACCCUGCCUGGAUCCCCACAUGUCCCUGCGGAGUAGCCCAGGGUGCUCCCCCGGGCCCAUCGCUGCCCUGUCCCUCAUACUUGCCUCUCCUUUGGCCACUGUCCACCACCUCCUCCUCUCCCCAUCACCCUCACCUACCGUUCCCACUCCAGUGUCCUCAAUUCAAGGAACAGGUAUUGUCACAUUUUCCCCAAUGCUGAUUAAACAUAAACAACCAUGAAAAAUA